Messenger RNA from Rhizophagus irregularis DAOM 181602=DAOM 197198, 801 nucleotides. The record is from RefSeq and is a predicted model, not a curated record. NCBI's taxonomy places the organism in Eukaryota, Fungi, Glomeromycota, Glomeromycetes, Glomerales, Glomeraceae.
AUGGAUAGUGAUCAAGAAUUUACCUCCUCAUCUUCCUCGUCCUUGUCAGACAAUGCUAUUCAUUUGAAUCAAAAUAUGUAUCGAACAAUUAAAAAUAUAUAUGAGAUCGAUAGUGAACGUACGUGGCUUGAGCAGAAAGAAACUAUCAUUACAAAAUUACUUCCACUGCUUUAUAAGUUAGUCAACAAAAAGUAUAAUGUUUCAAAUAGUGAUAUCUUAAAGAUGUUACAUGGACGUUGGCAUUCAUGCCAUCAUGUAAACAAUAUAAAGAAGCAAGAAAAUGAUAUAAUUGGUGAAGAAUCUGCUGUUAAAGAAAAGACAAUGUCAAUUCAUAUAUAUGAAACAUGGUGGCGUUCUUCUGCAGUAUUGGAUGCACCAAAUUGGUGUCUGACUGACGAGGCUUUUAAAAGAUUUAAUCGCUCAACAAAUGAAAUUUCAACAUAUGAUUAUAAUACUGAUCAAGAUGAAGAAAAACUAGGAUAUAAACGCUUGGGUUCUUUAUUUGAUUGUGAAGAUUGGGGAGAAAAAAAGCAUACAAGUGGCACUAAAGCAUAUGUAUUUAUGGAAGAUAAAGAGAGGCAAAAAGAAGUUUCUUUUGUUUGGUCUGACUAUGUAGUUAUUAGAAACCGAGUGGGUAAAGAACCUUUAACUUUACAUAGUUUAAAAUUAGUAGUUUUUUUUAAUGUUUUAACUGGUUAUUUUGUGCAAAAUCAAGAUAAUAUGUUGAAUUUUUUGGAGGAGUGUGAAGAUUGUAUAGUUGAAAAAUUGGAAGGAAAUUCUAAUUUAGAAAUAUUCAUUUAA